Acanthosepion pharaonis is the source of this 1011-nucleotide messenger RNA. NCBI's taxonomy places the organism in Eukaryota, Metazoa, Mollusca, Cephalopoda, Sepiida, Sepiidae. The record is from the annotation of a GenBank genome assembly.
AUGAAUUCUCCACUAACAUAUUCGCUCCUAUCUAUCUAUCUAUCUAUCUAUCUAUCUAUCUAUCUAUCUAAUUUGAUGCAUAUCUCUAUCAUUUUAUCUCAUCAUAUGGUAUCUAUCUAUUUAUAUAUCUAUCUAAUUGAUUCCCCAAAUCUAUCUAUCUAUCUAUCUAUCUAUCUAUCUAUCUAUCUAUCUAUAUUGAUGCAUAUCUCUAUCAUUUUAUCUAAUCAUAUGGUAUCUAUCUAUUUAUAUAUCUAUCUGAUUCCCCAAAUCUAUCUAUCUAUCUAUCUAUCUAUCUAUCUAUCUAUCUAUCUAUCUAUCUAUGCAUGUAUUAUUCUAUUCAUAUCUAUGACGGACUGUUCGUAUCUAUCUAUCUAUCUAUCUAUCUAUCUAUCUAUCUAUCUAUCUAUCAUUCUAUAUAACUGUGUCUCUUUCAGUAUAGCUACCUCUAUCUGUCUCUCCUACUCUCUCAUUCUAUUUCUCUUUCUCUGUAUUUACCUAUCUAUAUGCCUAUCUAUCUACAUGUGCGUAUGUGUGUGUGCCCAUUACUAUCUAUUUAUCUGUCUAUUCAUAUCUAUCUAUCUAUCUAUCUAUCUAUCUAUAUAUCUGAUUCUAUUCAUAUCUAUAUAUCUGAUUCUGUUCAUAUCUAUCUAUCUAUCUAUCUAUCUAUCUAUCUAUCUAUCUAUCUAUCUAUCUGAUUCUAUUCAUAUCUAUCUAUCUGAUUCUAUUCAUAUCUAUCUAUCUGAUUCUGUUCAUAUCUAUCUAUCUAUCUAUCUAUCUAUCUAUCUAUCUGAUUCUAUUCAUAUCUAUCUAUCUGAUUCUAUUCAUAUCUAUCUAUCUGAUUCUGUUCAUAUCUAUCUAUCUAUCUAUCUGAUUCUAUUCAUAUCUAUCUAUCUGAUUCUAUUCAUAUCUAUCUAUCUAUCUAUCUAUCUAUCUGAUUCUAUUCAUAUCUAUCUAUCUGAUUCUAUUCAUAUCUAUCUAUCUAUCUAUCUAUCUAUCUAUCUAUCUAUCUGA